Messenger RNA from Lithohypha guttulata, 873 nucleotides. RefSeq names its product Peptidyl-prolyl cis-trans isomerase B (gene CPR2). Gene Ontology annotation, molecular function: peptidyl-prolyl cis-trans isomerase activity. Bases 1 to 873 code for a protein of 290 amino acids. Gene Ontology annotation, biological process: protein folding; protein peptidyl-prolyl isomerization. Lineage: Eukaryota; Fungi; Ascomycota; Eurotiomycetes; Chaetothyriales; Trichomeriaceae. The record is from RefSeq and is a predicted model, not a curated record. The transcript is spliced from 4 exons.
AUGGCAAACUUGCAGAGGCUAGUUCUCUCCCUCGUGGUUGUUCUGGCAGCCUCUUUGUUCCUCUUUGGUCAGACCGCAGAAGCUGCAAAGGGUCCCAAGAUCACUCACAAGGUCUACUUCGAUAUCAAGCAUGGGGAUGAAGACAUGGGUAGAGUCGUGCUCGGUCUCUAUGGUAAAACUGUGCCAAAGACAGUCGAGAACUUCCGGGCUCUGGCAACUGGCGAGAAGGGCUACGGUUAUGAAGGAUCCGCUUUUCACCGAGUAAUUAAGGACUUUAUGAUUCAAGGAGGUGACUUCACAAGAGGAGAUGGUACCGGUGGGAAGUCCAUUUACGGCGACAAGUUCGAAGACGAAAACUUCAAGCUAAAGCACACCAAAACCGGUCUGCUUAGCAUGGCCAACGCUGGAAGGGACACCAACGGCUCGCAGUUCUUCAUUACCACCGCCAUUACCAGCUGGCUUGAUGGUAAACACGUUGUUUUCGGAGAAGUCCUCGAGGGCUACGACAUUGUGGAUAAGAUUCAGAAUGUUCCCAAGAACCCGGGUGAUAAACCAAAGGAGAAGGUUCUCAUCUCAAAGAGUGGCGAGCUGGAGGUGCCCGAAGAAGAAAUCUUCUCUGAUGCACAUCCGGAAUAUUUGGACGACGACAGCGACAUAGUUACCGUUGCAGACCCUAUCCAAGAGAAGCCCGCUCAGGACGAAGCACCACCUGCGACCAGUACCGAGCAGCAACCGUUGACAAGCGUGAAGGACGAUUGGAUUCUCAAGUUAGCUAUCGUCGGUUUCGGUUUCGUCUUCGUCAUGUGGUUGGUGUCGAGAAGACGCAGCAGUGCAUAUGAGGCCUUGAAGCAGGACGAGAAAAGUACAGCAUGA